Messenger RNA from Manihot esculenta (cassava), 1468 nucleotides. RefSeq names its product glycine-rich cell wall structural protein. The transcript has a single exon. Lineage: Eukaryota; Viridiplantae; Streptophyta; Magnoliopsida; Malpighiales; Euphorbiaceae. The record is from RefSeq and is a predicted model, not a curated record. The coding region runs from base 188 to 1300 and encodes 370 amino acids.
GCAAGUAGGUAGUUAAUUUACAGCUAUGUCAAUCGCGUGAUGUUAAUUUACACGGUUUUGUUUAUUAAUUUCGAGCAGCUAGCAGUUGAGAGAGAUCAUUUAUUGUAGAUUCAGAAUGGGCUAUAAAGAGCCUUUACGUCUUCAACUUAUCGUAUCAGCUAACUCACCUCCGUCUUAAAAAAAUAAAAUGGUACGUGCUACGGGGAGACUUGCUUUUUUAUCUUUGCUUUGCCUUCACGCUUUUAUACUUUCCGUGCUUGCUAGAGAUGUGGCCACUGUAACCAAGGAUGAUGAUGAGAAGUUUUUAGGCACUGGAAAAGGUGGUGGCUUUGGCGGCGGCGGUGGUUUUGGAGGAGGUGCAGGUGGAGGCGGUGGCUUUGGAGGUGGCGGUGGUUUUGGAGGAGGUGCAGGUGGUGGUGGUGGCUUCGGUGGCGGAGCUGGUGGAGGAGGUGGCUUCGGUGGUGGUGGAGGGCAUGGAGGUGGAGUAGGUGGAGGUGCUGGCGGUGGUGCAGGUGGAGGCAUUGGAGGUGGCAUAGGAAAGGGCGGAGGCUUAGGUGGUGGAGGUGGAAAGGGUGGUGGCAUUGGAGGUGGGAUAGGAAAGGGGGGUGGUUUAGGCGGUGGCAUUGGAAAGGGAGGUGGAUUAGGUGGUGGGAUAGGGAAGGGUGGUGGAUUAGGUGGAGGCCAUGGUGGGGGAAUAGGAAAGGGUGGAGGGGGAGGCAUUGGUGGUGGAAUAGGUAAGGGUGGUGGUUUAGGUGGUGGGAUAGGAAAAGGUGGAGGGGGAGGCCUUGGUGGUGGAAUAGGCAAGGGUGGUGGAUUGGGUGGCGGCCAUGGUGGGGGGAUAGGAAAGGGUGGAGGGGGAGGCCUUGGUGGUGGAAUAGGCAAGGGUGGUGGAUUGGGUGGGGGCCAUGGUGGUGGGAUAGGAAAGGGUGGAGCCGGAGGCAUUGGUGGUGGAAUUGGAAAAGGUGGAGGACUAGGUGGUGGAAUUGGUAAGGGUGGGGGUCUUGGGGGAGGAAUUGGCAAAGGUGGUGGAGUUGGUGGGGGAGCAGGGGGAGGAUUUGGCAAAGGUGGUGGUGUUGGAGGAGGUUUUGGAAAAGGUGGAGGCAUUGGUGGCGGUGGUGGCUUUGGUAAAGGAGGAGGAGUUGGAGGAGGUUUUGGAAAAGGCGGAGGCAUUGGUGGAGGUGGUGGCUUUGGUAAAGGAGGAGGCGUAGGAGGUGGGUUUGGUGGAGGAGCAGGAGGUGGAUUUGGUGGUGGUGGUGGUGGUUUUGGAGGCGGAGGGGGUGGUGGAAUUGGACACCAUUAAACGUAAACAUUGCAUGCAUGCAUGCACGCGACAUAUAUGCCACGGGGAGCAUUAUAUUGAUGAUUAUAUAUAUUGAUUUUCUUUGUCAUUGUACGAGAGUCGAAUAAUUUUUGUAUGGAACUUGUAAUAACACUAAAUCCUAUAUUAAUUAAAUGCAGUUCCAAAUCA